AUGGCAACUUGGUCCUCACGCCUCGUUCAACAAGUUCAGCAAGUCCAGUCUCAAGAAUUUCGACAAUAUCUUAUGAGGCAAAAUAUCAAAGCUUCUUUUUCAUAUAUUUUAUUUGCAAACUGGGGUUUACCUUUGGCUGCAAUCGCUGAUUCUAGAAAAGAACCAGAAAUUAUAUCUCCAAAAAUGACAAUUGCUAUGUGUAUAUAUUCUGCCAUGUUCGCUAGAUUUGCCUGGAUGGUAAUACCUCGUAAUAGGUUACUUUUGGCUUGUCAUUUGACCAAUGAAUCAGUUCAAUUAUUUCAAGGUAAAGAAAAGAAAUUAAUGGAAGAAAUAAAAAAUAAAGAGAAUACGGAAAACAAAGAGAAUAAAGAAAAUAAAGAGAAUAAUAAAGAAAAUAAAGAAUAG
Diversispora eburnea is the source of this 405-nucleotide messenger RNA. The record is from the annotation of a GenBank genome assembly. NCBI's taxonomy places the organism in Eukaryota, Fungi, Glomeromycota, Glomeromycetes, Diversisporales, Diversisporaceae.